Molecule: messenger RNA, 1861 nt
Organism: Galeopterus variegatus (Sunda flying lemur)
Lineage: Eukaryota; Metazoa; Chordata; Mammalia; Dermoptera; Cynocephalidae
Gene: BCL2L13
Product: BCL2-like 13 (apoptosis facilitator)
Exons: 7
Coding region: 150-1538 (462 amino acids)
Biological process (GO): regulation of apoptotic process; apoptotic process
Cellular component (GO): mitochondrion
Source: RefSeq, a predicted model, not a curated record
AGAGUGUUUCAAUUAGGCAUUGUAAAGGGAUAGUCUACACUAGAAUACUAGUGUCUACUGAGUUUCAAGAAUGGCACCUUGCUCAGUUGCAUUCUUCAGGUUUCACACAUCUGUAAGUAGGCCUCUUUGGAGCUGUGCCAGCCCAUUCAAUGGCGUCCUCUACUACUGUGCCUCUAGGAUUUCACUAUGAAACAAAGUAUGUUGUUCUCAGCUACUUGGGACUGCUCUCUCAGGAGAAGCUGCAAGAGCAGCCUCUUUCUUCCCUCCAAGGGGUUCAACUAAAUGUAGCUUCACAAUCUCUGGAUCAAGAAGUUUUAUUAAAAGUUAAAACUGAAAUUGAAGAAGAGCUAAAAUCCCUGGACAAAGAAAUUUCUGAAGCCUUUACCAGCACAGGCUUUGACCGUCACACUUCUCCAGUAUUCAGCCCUGCUAACCCAGAAAGCUCAAUAGAAGACUGCUUGGCUCACCUUGGAGAAAAAGUGUCACGGGAAUUGAAAGAGCCUCUACAUAAAGCAUUGCAAAUGCUCCUCAGCCAGCCAGUGACAUAUCAGGCAUAUCGGGAAUGUACACUGGAGACCACAGUUCAUGCCAGCGGCUGGAAUAAGAUUUUGGUGCCUCUUGUUUUGCUACGACAAAUGCUUUUGGAGUUGACAAGACGUGGUCAAGAACCUCUGAGUGCACUGCUGCAGUUUGGUGUGACAUAUCUGGAGGACAAUGCAGCAGAGUAUAUCAUUCAGCAAGGUGGCUGGGGCACUGUCUUUAAUCUUGAGUCAGAGGAGGAGGAAUACCCUGGAAUCAUUGCAGAAGAUAGCAAUGACAUUUAUAUCCUGCCCAGUGACAACUCUGGACAAGUCAGUCCCCCAGAGUCUCCAACUGUGACCACUUCUUGGCAGUCAGAGAGCUUACCUGUCUCACUAUCAGCUAGCCAGAGUUGGCACACAGAAAGCCUACCAGUGUCCUUAGGUCCUGAGUCCUGGCAGCAGAUUGCAAUGGAUCCUGAAGAAGUCAAAAGCUUAGAUAGCAACGGAGCUGGAGAGAAGAGUGAGAACAACUCUUCUAAUUCUGACAUUGUUCAUGUAGAGAAAGAAGAAAUACCUGAGGGCACAGAAGAGGCUGCUGUAGCUCCUGUGGUCUUGCCAGCUGGGGAGCUGCAAGAGGCAUUCCCUGAAGCCCCAGCUCCCCUGCUUCCACAUAUCACUGCCACUUCCUUGUUGGAAACAAGGGAACCCGACACAGAAAUGGUUGCAGCUGAGCAAGCCAGCCCUGCUACAUCUUUGUUCGUAGAACUUGAUGGAGAAGAGGUGAAAGCAGCAACCAGUGCACCUGUCGCAGUGGAGGAGGAGGUGAUGCCUGUGCUAGAGCCCAUACAAACACUACUGCAUGAGAAAGAGAGUGUCAGAGAGGAGUCCUCCCCUGCUGGAGAAGCGAAGGCCAUCCCACUGUCUGAGGGCCAGUCCAUGCUGCUGUUUGGAGGGGCUGCUGCUGUUGCCAUCCUGGCAGUAGCAGUUGGAGUAGCACUAGCUCUGAGAAAGAAAUAGAUUCUUUGGAAGACAAAGAAGACAAAAAGGAUCUAAGGUCGUAGUUGUAUUGGCUGGAAUUUGAACUGCCAGCAGCUGAUUGGACAUUUGUGGAACACUCUGGGAUGAUUGGGGACUUCUGCUCAACAAGGCAGUGGAUAGAUCCACACAUCAGGGCUUGAGGUAGAGGGGUUCACCAUCAUCUGAUCGUAAAUUCCAUGGGCCUUGGCUCGUGCUAGAUUAAUCUUAUGGGUAAAGUACUCCCUAUAGAACAGGGUUUCUCAACCUUGGUGGUAUUGACAUUUUGAUAAUUCUUUGUUGUAGGAGGUUGCCCUGUGUAUUGU